This is a messenger RNA of Scheffersomyces amazonensis, 1281 nucleotides long. RefSeq lists its product as uncharacterized. The record is from RefSeq and is a predicted model, not a curated record. The transcript has a single exon. NCBI's taxonomy places the organism in Eukaryota, Fungi, Ascomycota, Pichiomycetes, Serinales, Debaryomycetaceae. Bases 12 to 1247 code for a protein of 411 amino acids.
GGUAGGGAAUAAUGAGUAGUGCAAUUAAGAAAGUUGCUACAAAGGCAGUUUUCUUUGAGUUCCCCGCCAACAAACAUCAGUUCUUACGGGAAGUCGAAGUUUCACCUUCUUUAACUGCAUUAUGGGGGAAAUCAACCCGUUCGGCUGAAGAGAUUAAUGCCGAAUCAACUUAUCCUGAUGUAAUUAAAUCAAGAAAAGAUAUAUUUGAAGAAAUUAAAGUGGCCAAUUCUGAUGCUGGAGCAUUCUCUUUGAAGUUUAAACAAGGUUUGACUUAUGCAAAGGCUAUUGGAUCCUUUUAUAAAGAAGGUAUAAAGAAAGUUGGUAGAGCAUCAAAGGAAAGACGUUUCCUUAUUAAUAAUGUAUCCCUAACUAAUCAACUUAAUAAUAAAAAUAAAACAGUAUCAAUAAAAGUUAAGAACUUUAAUAAACUAACUCUCGAAAUGACACAGGCAUUAAGUAUGGAAAAUAUACAAACUAAUCAAUCGGGACUGGAAAAUUAUGUUAAGAGAAAAUUAACUGAUGAUAGAUUAUUUGUAUUACCUCGAGUAGGUUACCAAAUUCUUAAACGAAAUCCUUCAGAUCAAAUCAAAAUUCCUAUUUUUGCUAUUCUUGCUCUUAUAUUUAUGGAGAGUACUCCCAUUUUAUGUUAUUAUGUCCCAGAAAUAACUCCUAGGACAUGUGUAUUACCAUCUAUACUUCCAGCAUUAUGGAAUACAUCAUCUUCUACAGCUUUAACUAGUUUAAGACAGAAAAGGUAUAGUCCAACCAAAUAUGAAGAUCUUGCUCAUAAAAAUGCAUUCAAUCUCCCCUUGGAUGAAGCUCAAUAUCUUGCCAAGGCAUUACGAUUAAUUCCCAGACAUAUCCCCACAUUCUUAGUUCCUGAAAUUUAUAUACGAAGGAAAUUAAAGCAUUAUCAUAAUUAUCUUAGAGUGGAUAAUCAUUAUUUAAGUGGUAUGAAUGGUAAGGGUUCAUGUAAUAUAUGGGAUUUAUCUACUCAAGAAUUACUAAUUGCAUGUUUAGAACGUAAUCUUAUAUUGGAUAUAAAGAAAGAUCUUGCAUACAUUGAAGAAGGGAAAACUGUAGUCGAAAGACAGACUAGAUCUGCAGAUUACUUUGAUGAUUUAAGAAUAAGACUAUUUAAAUUCAUCAUUGAUUUCCAUAAGUUUAAUAUUGGAUAUUUGGGAGUGAAUCAUCUCCUCAAUUCCAAAGUAGAUCCUAAAAUUAUUAAUCUGUGGAGAUCAUUGUAAAUAUUUACUGUAUAUAUUAAAGUAUAAUGAACGU